Molecule: messenger RNA, 2256 nt
Organism: Nematolebias whitei (Rio pearlfish)
Lineage: Eukaryota; Metazoa; Chordata; Actinopteri; Cyprinodontiformes; Rivulidae
Gene: poli
Product: polymerase (DNA directed) iota
Exons: 10
Coding region: 127-2250 (707 amino acids)
Biological process (GO): translesion synthesis
Molecular function (GO): damaged DNA binding; DNA-directed DNA polymerase activity
Source: RefSeq, a predicted model, not a curated record
GUAGGUGGCGCUGCUGCGCAACGCAAACGUGAAGCAGACGCUUUUUAAGUAAACAAAAACAGCGUCGUUCUUUAAAAAAAAAACAAAAAAAAACACAUGCAAACUUCGUGACAUUGAUGUCUUAAAAUGAUCAGUAGCGAAAAUGAGAUGGAGGAAGAUGAAAGCGAGUGGAGGAACUCUUUCGUGGAUUCAGCAGCGCUUUGCUCCGCCACCUCUGCAGCUACUUCUGGCCCAGCCACCAAAAAGACACCAGGACCUGCACACAGAGUCAUUCUUCAUUUUGACCUGGACUGCUUCUAUGCUCAGGUGGAAAUGAUAAGAAAUCCAGCUCUGAGGGAAGUCUCUUUAGGUAUCCAGCAGAAAUACAUCGUGGUCACCUGUAAUUAUGUGGCAAGAGAGCGGGGCAUCUCAAAGCUGAUGUCUGUAACUGAUGCAAAAAAGAAAUGUCCUGAGCUGGUGCUGGUUAAAGGAGAAGACCUGACACACUACAGAGAAAUGUCCUAUAAAGUGACAGAACUGCUGAUGUCCUAUUGUCCACUCGUAGAGAGGCUCGGAUUUGAUGAAAACUUCAUGGAUGUCACGGAGCUGGUGGAGCGAAGGCUAGCACAGACAACAGAGUUUGACAGCUUAUCGUUCAAGGGACAUGUCUACAAUCAUUUCAGUGCAGAUGUUAAAACCAGUGACCACCAGAGGCUGGCUGUAGGUUCACACAUUGCAGCAGAGCUGAGAGAAGCUAUCCACAGCAAACUUGGCCUGACUGGCUGUGCUGGCAUCGCCACAAACAAGCUGCUGGCCAAACUAGUUUCAGGCACCUUCAAACCAAACCAGCAGACCAUAUUACUUCAGGAGAACGUCACUGACAUCAUGGGAUGCUUGAGUGGCCUCCGAAAAGUACCCGGUGUGGGUCAUCAAACUGCGAAGAGACUUCAAGCUCUGGGGUUGGUCAAUGUUAACGAGCUACAGCUCUACCCUUUGAAUGACUUGGAGAGGGAGUUUGGAGGCCCCACCGCUCAGCGCUUAAAGAAUUUGGCCUUUGGUGUUGAUGACUCACCGGUCACCCCAACGGGGGCCCCUCAGUCUCUCAGCGAUGAAGACUCCUUCAAAAAAAUGUCUUCAGUUUCAGAAGUUCUGGAGAAGAUUCAGGAGCUCUUGAGCAGUCUGGUGGAGAGGAUGCACAAAGAUGGCCGACUGCCUCGAACCUUCAGGCUUACAAUCCGACGAUUCUCUGCAACCAACAAGUGGUUCAACCGGGAGAGCCGCCAGUGCCCGGUCCCGAGCCACAUCGGACAGAAGAUCACCUCUGGGAUGCAUGAAGAGGCUGUGGUCCAGCUGAUCCCGUUGGCUAUGAAGCUCUUCCACAAGAUGGUGGACAGCAGCGCUGCUUUUCACCUCACACUCAUCAAUACCUGCUUCAGUAACCUGCAGAGCAGAGGGGCUGGUGGGAGCAGGAUGGGUGCCAUAACGUCAUUCUUCACACAGAACUCUCCCAGAAAAUUUCAGAUCCUAUCCUCACAAAGUCAGGAUGAUUCAUCUCAGAAUGCAGACAGUCGCUGCUUGGAUCAUCAGGCCAACGCUCGCAGUACGAUUGCUUCAUUAAAACGCCCUUUCAGCACAAAAAGCUCCUCUUGCUCUGAGGAGUCAUUGCAUGGCUUCACAUCUGAGCAAAGCUCUGUUGUUGUCCAAGAAGAGAGUCAGAAAGCGUCCUGCAGCGCAGAGGGACUCAGCUAUGAUGGAAUGACAAACACUACAACGCAUCAGUUACCACUAAAUGUUGACCCUGAGGUGUUUAAAAUGCUUCCAGAGGAAAUCCAGAAGGAGCUGUUGUCUCCUCCCUACCUAAACUCCCUGUCCAGUCAGUCAGCCAGUUCAGCCACAGAUGCCUCUCAAAUAUCCCAGAACAAGCCCUCGGAGGCGGUAAACAAAUUGGACCCAUCUGACAGAACGACCGCCGUGACUAAGCUGUGGCCUGCAGGAGCAACUCAAAUACAGAACGUCAUGGAAGGAGAUAAACUUUCAUUACCCCAGUCUUCGUAUGACUGCAAGUUCCCGGGAAAUGUGGACCCUGAGGUGUUUUCUAAACUUCCGCCAGAUGUUCAAAGGGAGCUAAUGUCUGAGUGGAAGCAGCAGAAGCCAGUAAUGAAUAUUCCCUCAUCCAGAAAACCGGGGAGAGACUGGAUGAGCAAAGACAGGAAGGCUGCAGGAAAAAGUAGCCAGUCAAAUAAUCUGCUCAAGUAUUUUAAACCCAGUUAGAGAAUA